Messenger RNA from Salvelinus fontinalis (brook trout), 6922 nucleotides. RefSeq names its product NMDA receptor synaptonuclear signaling and neuronal migration factor a (gene nsmfa). Gene Ontology annotation, biological process: positive regulation of neuron migration; regulation of neuronal synaptic plasticity. The transcript is spliced from 16 exons. The coding region runs from base 308 to 2194 and encodes 628 amino acids. Gene Ontology annotation, cellular component: nucleus; cytoplasm. Lineage: Eukaryota; Metazoa; Chordata; Actinopteri; Salmoniformes; Salmonidae. The record is from RefSeq and is a predicted model, not a curated record.
CCAUUUCCUCAGUUUUUAUCAAGGAAGAGAGAGAGCACUGUUGGCCGCUUGUCUGUGUAUUCUUUCAGUGCUGGGUUACCUCACACAUGCACUCUUUAGACACAGUAGGGAGAAGAAGCGCUGAAUCUAUUGUUUUCUUUCUGAGAGAGCGCUCUGCAGACCUUAAAACACAAAAAUUCCUGCAGUAGUGGAAUGCCUGUGUCUGUCCUGGAUUUCCUUUAACGUUCUAGUGUUUUCUCGCCGAAUUUCUCCAUCCUUGGUUUUUCUGGAAUGAGCUGUUUCCUGCCUGCGUCGUUUCCAUGCCAGCAUGGGAACUGUCGUGUCUAAAAGGAAGAAUUUAAGAAACGAUGCGAUAUCUUCCGUGGCAGCAAAAGUUAGAGCAGCGCGAGCAUUUGGAGAGUACCUGUCCCACACACACCCUGAGAACCGAAACGGAUCAGCCCAUCUCCUGUCUGACACGUUUGUGGGCCCAGACUCUGACUCCCCUGGUGGUGUCCGUCACCACAACAACAACCAUCCAUACCCCCACAGGGGUUCUCCAGUCCCCCCUGAGUCCAGCCUGGUGAAAUCUCCGCUGGGCCACCUCCAGCCCCCGCCCCCCUCCAUCACCACCACCAAGGCCCGUCUGUCUCUGGAGCGCAGCUUCUCGGCUGAAGAGGACCAGCAGAAGUGUGUGGAGUGUGCCCUGCAGCCUGCCCGUGUCUACACCAUCACCGGAGAGCACAGUAUGCUGGGUAGCAACCGGGGCAGCAAGGAGAGCCUGGAGCUGGAAGUGCUGAAGGGGGCGUCGACCCUGGUCCAGCCCUCCACCUCCCCCUCAUCCACCUCCUCCCCCACCCAGCACCACCUUCGCCACGGACACCGUGGCAACACUCAUCGGGAUGAUGGGAGCCAUCGUCACGGCAACCCUGUUGCCGGCGGCAGCAGUGGCAACCACCACACUCUGGCUGUUACCGGCGGGGGUGCUGCCCACCAUGGUCACCAUGGCAGCCACCACCACCUGUCCCAGCAGCCCCUGUCAAGCUCGGUCAGCGCCCACAACAUCCGCAGCUGGGGUGAGGGGGGAAAGGGGGGCUCACGGGAGGACUGCAGCCUCAACAUGGCCUUGGACUCUAGCGGGGCUCCAUCCCGUAGCCAGGGCUCCCUGGAUCUAGAGAGCUCCCGCGAGGCAGGCAAGCAACACAGACGCCUUGAGAGGAUGUGGAGUGUGGACCGGAUGACUGGGCUGGAGAGAGAGGACAACAACUGGUACCCAAAAGAAAAUAUGUUCAGCUUCCAGACUGCUUCUACCACCAUGCAGGCGAUAUCGGCUUUCCGGGGAUUUGUGCAGAGAAAGAGGAGAGAGAGGGAGCUGGAUUCGGCUGAAGUCAUCCAGAGGAACUUCCGGAAGCAUCUUAGAAUGGUGGGCAGCAGGAGAAUGAAGGCACAGACAUUUGCCGAGCGUAGAGCGAAGAGUUUCAACCGCUCCUGGAGUGACCCCACCCCUGUCAAGAAUGACUCUUCACAUGACCCCAGAGACAGUGGGGACCUGCCAGCCUCGUGUGGGACUCUGGAUGAGGGGGAGCGCGAGGACCUAGACUGGGAGGAAGAGAGGGAGAUGGAGAGACUGGCCUGUGAGGGAGAUGACUUCAUCCCACCCAAAAUUAUGCUGAUCUCCUCCAAAGUCCCCAAGGCAGAGUACAUUCCCACCAUCAUCCGCAGGGAUGACCCCUCAAUCAUCCCCAUCCUCUAUGACCAUGAACAUGCUACGUUUGAUGAUAUCCUCGAGGAGAUUGACAAGAAGCUAACAGCCUACAGGAGAGGCAGCAGAAUCUGGAGGAUGCUCAUCUUCUGUCAGGGAGGUCCAGGGCAUCUGUACCUGUUGAAGAAUAAAGUGGCCACAUUCGCCAAGGUGGAGAAAGAGGAGGACAUGAGUCAGUUCUGGAGGAGGCUAAGUCGGUUUAUGAGCAAAGUCAACCCUGAACCCAACCUCAUCCACAUUAUGGGCUGCUACGUCCUGGGAAACCCCAAUGGAGAGAAGCUGUUCCAGAAGCUAAAGAACCUGAUGAGGCCUUACUCCAUCGAAUUUGAGUCACCACUGGAGCUGUCCGCACAGGGAAAAGAGAUUAUUGAGAUGUACUUUGACUUCCGUCUCUUCCGUCUGUGGAAAACCCGCCAGCACUCCAAACUCCUGGACUACGAAGAUCUUUUGUGACGGGGCUCCAAGUGAAGUCCACCCUGUAGCAUACAUACAGUCUAUACUGGGGCAGGAGGACCCACUGAACACCACUGCUCAACUCAACCCUACUGCUCAACACAACUGUAACACCCAUCAUACCUGCUUUCAUCCAGGAGAGGACUGGGAGAGGUGGAAGAGGAGAAGAGGGAGAGGAGGAAGAGGAGGAGGAUGAAGGGUGACAUAGCAGCUUAGCAGUGUGCCUAACCCAUUAUUUAUUUCAACCCUCCUCUUCACCUCCUACACAACCACAAAGGUCAGGGGUUAAAAAGAGAGAAACCAAGCCAAAGGAAUGUUAGAAGGACAAGGAGACCUGAAGAUUGGAGAGAAGGAGUGAUGGAGCAUAAACGGAGAGACAGAGGGAUGAAGGGAUCUUCUGUGCUCUCUCUUUCUCUCCCUCUGGAAAGGCGUCUGAGGUGCUCUCUCUUUCUCUCCCUCUGGAAAGGUGUCUGAGGUGCUCUCUCUUUCUCUCCCUCUGGAAAGGUGUCUGAGGUGCUCUCUCUUUCUCUCCCUCUGGAAAGGUGUCUGAGGUGCUCUCUCUUUCUCUCCCUCUGGAAAGGUGUCUGAGGUGCUCUCUCUUUCUCUCCCUCUGGAAAGGUGUCUGAGGUGCUCUCUCUUUCUCUCCCUCUGGAAAGGUGUCUGAGGUGCUCUCUCUUUCUCUCCCUCUGGAAAGGUGUCUGAGGUGCUCUCUCUUUCUCUCCCUCUGGAAAGGUGUCUGAGGUGCUUAUAGCAAUUUUCUGGUUCUGUAGUUGUUGGUUCUUUCAGAAAAUCUGGAUUGGAGAAGCAUAAAUAAAUGUAUAUACAUCUCAUGAAUAUAGUCUAGCUCUAGUCUUGCAAAUACUCUAUAUAUGAGAAUAUGAUAUUUUUGAUGUGUAUCGUUGUGUUUCUUAUGGACUGUUUUCAAUAACUCAGGUUUUAGCCAUGAAAUAAUCUCUGUUUGUUUGAUCCCCUACUCUAUCAGAUGUUGUUAUCAUCAUUGCCAUUGCUUGGGAUGAAUGUAUAUCUCAGAGACAUUUAUAUUCUAUCUAUUUCAACUGAUUCAGCUCCAGAUCCAAAAGUGUAGGGAUGAUGUGACCACAAAUACAGCGUGUGUGUGCGUGUCCGUGUCCGUGUUCCCUCUGUGAUAUAGCCAACCUGAACCAUUCAAUUUCUCACCACAGAGUGAAGUCACUGACACACACUUCCAGCAGAUGACUUGUGAUGUCAGGUCUGGUGUCAUCGCCAACAGCUCAAGCAAAGCUCCUAUUAGUGUUACCCAGUAACAGUAAAUGAUCAGGGGACGUCUACAAGGAACAGCUGCUCUGCUUACUGUUGGAAAAGAGAAAUACAUAACUCCACACUAGUCAAAGCCAGCCUGCUUACGCACACAGCAUUAUUCCCUGCCAAGGUAUUCUCUGUCAGCGCCAAAUCAACACAACAUAACACAAAAACAUUUGUCUUCCUUUGUGUUGCUGUUCUGUCAGCCUGUGUCAUGCUCUUGAAAAAUGUACUGUUUCUGAGGGGAACUAACGGGUGAAGAGUUGAGGGGUAGAUAUCGAUGUCAUCCCUCAGAUGUAGCAAUAGAUGUGGUGGUGUGUUGGCACUUGAACAAUACUUGUACAUGGGGACCUUGACCCACCUCCGAAAGCUCUAACUGUUAGAGACCCAGACUCUGACUCAGCGCUCUGAAAGCAGUUCUAUAUGUACUCUCGUUCAGCCUUCGAUGCUAUAUCUAAAGAUGCAAACACCCAUACUGUGUAUCUCUCUGUCCACCCGCAUCUGAUCAUUUAUGUAACAUCAAUCUCUAUGACUGUACUGUUACCUUUUAAAUAUUUAAAAAAGUGUGAGUGAAAACAUAAGAGCGGAUUGAAAAGAAAUGUAUCAAAAAUAAAUUUGGAUUUGUUUUACUUAGAGUUGAAGUCGGAAGUUUACAUACACCUGAGCCAAAUACAUUUAAACUCAGUUCUUCACAAUUCCUGACAUUUAAUCCUAGUAAAAGUUCCCUGUUUUAGGUCAGUUAGAAUCAUCACUUUAUUUUAAGAAUGUGAAAUGUCAGAAUAAUAGUAGAGAGAAUGAUUUAUUUCAGCUUUAAUUUCUUUCUUUCAUCACAUUCCCAGUGGGUCAGAAGUUUACAUACACUCAAUUAGUAUUUGGUAGCAUUGCCUUUAAAUUGUUUAACUUGGGUCAAACAUUUCGGGUAGCCUUCCACAAGCUUCCCACAAUAAGUUGGGUGAAUUCUGGCCCAUUCCUCCUGACAGAGCUGGCGUAACUGAGUCAGGUCUGUAGGCCUCCUUGCUCGCACACACUUUUUCAGUUCUGCCCACAAAUGUUCUAUGGGAUUGAGGUCAGGGCUUUGUGAUGACCACUCCAAUACCUUGACUUUGUUGUCCUUAAGCCAUUUUGCCACAACUUUGGAAGUAUGCUUGGGGUCGUUGUCCAUUUGGAAGACCCAUUUCCGACCAAGCUUUAACUUCCUGACUGAUGUCUUGAGAUGUUGCUUCAAUAUAUCCACAUAAUUUUCCUGCCUCAUGAUGCCACCUAUUUUGUGAAGUGCACCAGUCCCUCCCGUGCUUCACGGUUGGGAUGGUGUUCUUCGGCUUGCAAGCCUCCCACUUUUUCCUCCAAACAUAACAAUGGUCAUUAUGGCCAAAGAAUUCAAUUUUUGUUUCAUCAGACCAGAGGACAUUUCUCCAAAAAGUACGAUCUUUGUCCCCAUGUGCAGUUGCAAACCGUAGUCUGGCUUUUUUAUGGCGGUUUUGGAGCAGUGGCUUCUUCCUUGCUGAGCGGCCUUUCAGGUUAUGUCGAUAUAGGACUCGUUUUACUGUGGAUAUAGAUACUUUUGUACCCGUUUCCUCCAGCAUCUUCACAAGCUCCUUUGUUGCUGUUCUGGGAUUGAUUUGCACUUUUCGCACCAAAGUACAUUCAUCUCUAGGAGACAGAACGCGUCUCCUUCCUGAGCGGUAUGACAGCUGCGUGGUCCCGUGGUGUUUAUACUUGUACUAUUGUUUGUACAGAUGGACAUGGUACCUUCAGGCGUUUGGAAAUUGCUCCCAAGGAUGAACCAGACUUGUGGAGGUCUACAACUUUUUUUCUGAGGUCUUGGCUGAUUUCUUUUGAUUUUCCCAUGAUGUCAAGCAAAGAGGCACUGAGUUUGAAGAUAGUCCUUGAAAUACAUCCACGGGUACACCUCCAAUUGACUCAAAUUAUGUCAAUUAGCCUAUCAGAAGCUUCUAAAGCCAUGACAUCAUUUUCUGGAAUCAUCCAAGCUGUUUAAAGGCACAGUCAAUUUAGUGUAUGUAAACUUCUGACCCACUGGAAUUGGGAUAUAGUGAAUUAUAAGUUAAAUAAUCUGUCUGUAAACAAUUGUUGGAAAAACUAAUUGUGUCAGGCACAAAGUAGAUGACCUAACCAACUUGCCAAAACUAUAGUUUGUUAACAAGAAAUUUGUGAAGUGGUUGAAAAACGAGGUUUAAUGACUCCAACCUAAGUGUUUGUAAACUUCCGACAUCAACUGUACUUAUUUGAGCUAUUUGCUUCUUGCCUAUAUCCAGGUUACUGUGAAUGCUAUGGUAUAUAGCGCACCGAUUGAGAAUCCACAGACAUGAUCUGUGGUUUGUAGCAGCUACAUGGUAGAGAUGGGAGGAAAGUAAGAAAGUUGAAAAUACCCGAAAAUGGACUUUCUCACUCUUUUUGAUACUCUCUCUUGCUAACAACAGGGCUUUAUGUGCAGCGACUCACUGUACUGUACGCUUCAUAGUUGUGGAGCACUGAGGAAGAAUAAAAACAAAACACUUGUUCAUGUCUCAUAGGAACUCGGACAGAGAAUGAUGCUGUUUUUAAUGUCUGCCUAUAGGCCCUGCUCAAAAGUAGUGCACUAUAAAGGGAAUAGGGUGCAUUUGGGACAAAGCCUAGGAGAUCUUCUCUUUAGCCACGUCUUUCCUCCUCUCCUCUUCUGCAUCCUCCCAUCACUCCUCUCUUGGCUGCCCACUGAGAGAUGGCUGGUGGCUGGCUCAGCUGGAAGAUGAUUGGCUUUGUUAGAGGAUGAUUGAUCGAUGACACACUGAAUAGGCAUAUAGCCCGCCCACUUGGUGGAUUGUGGCCGCGUUCCUGGCUGACUACAUUGAAGACUCAUGUAUUUCAGAUUUCACAACGCCUGGAUAGGUGUUUAACAUAUCAUCAAACCAAAUCAUAUAAUACAGAAAUCUGAUGCUUGACUGUGCAGUCGAUGACCUGGCACACAACCAUUGGUUGAUGCAAUGCGAUGUCUGAAGUUCCAUUUUUAACCGGUGAAUGCCCCAUGAUUGAUAUUUAGUGCCAUUAAGAAAUCCACAAGCUUUUGUAUGUCUGUUUUAUUCUAUAGCAAGUAGUCUACACUGAAUUAUAAUCUAUGAAUAAUUUAAGACAUGAGGGGAGUGUGAAACAAUGUGAUCAUUUAUUUUGGAGUGCUCUGAUUCUCAAUGUGUUUUUAGAUCAAUAUAGAUAACAAUAAAAUACACACUGUAUAUCUCUACUGGUGAUAAUUAUCAUUUGAAAUGACCAACCUCGAAAGCAAAUCAGUGUUGUGAGCAUUUCAUUGUAUUUUACCAUCAUGUUAUUGAGAGGGAUAAAAUCUGUGUUAAGGGCAUCUAUUAAAUCUACUGAGAGAAACUAUGUACACAAUUGGCACACAAUCGCAUGCAUAAUGGUUUUUGAAACAUAUUUUCCAGUAAAAUAGUCUGUGGAAAUGGA